AUGAACGCGCUUAACCCCUUCACCCAGCCCAUCCCCGACUCGGUCUCGGCGACGAUCAGCAACACCGACGCCACGCUCUGCCGCUUCAACCGGGGCAAGACGCUCUUCUCGGGCCAGUAUCUCGCCGUGGGCCAGCUCGACGGGCAGAUCACCGUCUGGGACGUCGAGACCCGCUCAGUGCUCCGCGUCCUCGAGGGUCACGUCAAGCCCAUCACCUCGAUCUCCUGGAGCUCCUGCAACCGCUACAUCGCCAGCGCCUCUUCCGACUGGAACGUCAUCAUCUGGGACCUGGCGAAAAAGUGCUUCGCGCAAGAUUCGAGCCCGUCUGGCGCCGGCCCGUCCGGCUUGCCAAACGACCUCGACGACGUCGCCUGGUUGGCGGCUCGUGCGCCCAGAGCCGAUCGGAAGCGCACCCUCCGCUUCGAUGCGCCCGUCGCCAGCGCCGAGUUCUCGCCCGAGGACAGCCGGAAGCUGCUCGUCGUGCUCGAGACUCAGGAGGCCUUCCUGGUCGAUAUGCGGGAGAAGAUCAAGGUGCGACGCAAGAGAAGGGUACGCAAGGCCGAGCCGAUGGACCUCGACACCGGCCCGCAUCAGGUCAACGGCGCGAAAGACGGCGGGAAUGCAGAGGGAGAAGGGGAGACGAAGGCUGAGGACAUCACUUACGAAGAUGUGCGCUGCUGGCCCACUCGGAUACCGCUGCGGACGGGCACGCUGACGACAGACAGCGCUUCGACUGCAGCCAAGGCCAGCGGUCCCGGGAUAACAGCGGCCCGAUUCUCGCCCCAGGCGGACAAGGUGUUUGCUGGCACAUCCAAGGGGGCCAUGCUCAUCUUUGACGCCGCGACCGCAGAGCUGCUGUCGGAGCACAAGGUCCUUGGCACCUCGUCGGGCGUCAAGGAGCUGGCAUUCGAUCGGUCCGGCAAGCACCUCGUCGUCAACACCAACGACCGAGCCGUGCGCAUCCUCAACGUGGUCACGUCACUACGCUCGGUCGAUGCCCGUGAUGAUGGCGACGCGGCUCUGGCUGCCAAGCGCCGGAAGGUCGAUACGGAGCUAGUGGUGCUGCACAAGUACCAGGACCUCGUCAAUCGCACGCCCUGGAACGGGAUCGGCUUCAGCGGAGACUCGGACUACGUCGUUGGCGGGGCGGCGCACAAGGCGGCGCACAACGUCUACAUCUGGGACCGGUCGGCGGGCACGCUGGUCAAGAUCCUCGAAGGGCCCAAGGACUCGCUGAUCGACGUCGACUGGCACCCGGAGCGACCGAUGCUGGCGAGCGUCUCCAACACCGGGGCCAUCUACAUCUGGUUCACGGCCACCGAGGAGAUCUGGUCGGCCUACGCGCCCGGCUUCGAAGAGCUCGAAGAGAACGUCGAGUACGCCGAGAGGGAGGACGAGUUUGACCUUGAGGACGAGGAAGAGGUGACGAGGCGGAAGCAGGACGAGGAAGAGGCGCUGGUCAACGUGAUCAGCCUAGGUCCGGUCACUGGUCCGGCGACCGACCUGAACUCGGGCGGAACCUUGGACCUCGGCAUGCUGCCACUGCAUCCGGCCCUACUGGUGGCGGGCACCGACACCGGAUGGCGGGAAUCGGCCACCGCCGAUGCCGACGCCGACGCCGGUGUGGAUAGCGCCGAUGGCGGAGGUUUGCACAUGCAUCCUUCUUCUUCAUCAGUCCCGACUGCAGGCGCCAACGGCGCGACCAUGUCCGAGGCGGCAGCAGCAUCGACUGCGCCGACAGCGGAAUCAGCAGCGGCGGCGGCGGCGACGGCAGGAUCAGCAGCCAUGGCAGGAGACGGCCAUGGCCAUGGCCGGCGCGACGAGAACGAGGGCAGUGGUGGUGGCGGCCACUCCGAGGCGGCAGCCGCGACUCUGCCGGAGCCGGACAAUGGGCGGACGCUGAAUGCAGGGUGGACUUGGGAGGAGCGGGAAGCCGUCUACUUUGUCCAGGACGACGACUGCGACUCGCGCUUUGUCAUUCCGCCCAGCCUCGAGGGGCUGUGA
Molecule: messenger RNA, 2004 nt
Organism: Pseudozyma flocculosa PF-1
Lineage: Eukaryota; Fungi; Basidiomycota; Ustilaginomycetes; Ustilaginales; Ustilaginaceae
Exons: 1
Coding region: 1-2004 (667 amino acids)
Cellular component (GO): Set1C/COMPASS complex
Molecular function (GO): protein binding
Source: RefSeq, a predicted model, not a curated record